AUGCUUGAACCGGAGAAGCGCAAGAUCGAGGGCAAGAACUGCCACCCUAGUCACGGCACCCUCAAUUCUCUCGGCGUAUGCGACUCCGCACCCCAUGAUGUCUCUUACGUUGACGAGAGCGCUCGUCAGCCAGUGAUACCUCUCAGGCGUCAAGCGAAGGCUGAGCCUGAGGGGGAUAAAAAGGCUGCUGUCGACUCCAGGGCUCCCCAUCCUCAAACGUCUCGUCUUUUCAACCCAUCGACUUCUCUCGCGUCUCACAUUACAUCUCCAUACCAGUAA
This is a messenger RNA of Punctularia strigosozonata HHB-11173 SS5, 279 nucleotides long. RefSeq lists its product as uncharacterized. Bases 1 to 279 code for a protein of 92 amino acids. The record is from RefSeq and is a predicted model, not a curated record. NCBI's taxonomy places the organism in Eukaryota, Fungi, Basidiomycota, Agaricomycetes, Corticiales, Punctulariaceae. The transcript has 2 exons.